UCGCGGAUCGCACCAGCAGGAAAAAACGGGUGCUGUUGUACUGUGCAUUGCCCAACCAUGAUGGACUGGGUCAGCUCCAAGGCCACCAGGCUCGUGAUCCUGUUGCUGCUGUCCCAGGCUUGUGUUCUCUGCUCGGGGUUCGUCCCAGGGGUGUCGCCGUCGGCCUCUCCGUACCUGGCGCAUCACGCCAAGUUCAGCCCCGACACGUCGACGACCAGCGCAGCAGGAUACGACUUCUUCCGUGCCCUGACCCUUGGAAGCAAGCGGAGUGGUACUGCUGAUGCCGUCACCAGCUCGCCAAGAAGGGGGCCAAUAAGUCGGCUGUCCAUGUCGAUGUCCCCAUCUCCUCCAGUCAAGCCGCCGCCCAAGAAACGCACGGGUGGCGGGGGGAACGGAGACGAGUUGUUCGUGCGUGAGCUGAUCGAACCGGAGAAGAGCGUAAUUCUUACGAGCUGGAGGGACUACGCCCAGCGGGACGGCGGGGAAAAGUUCGCCGAGUGCAUCGAGAUCCUCAACAAGAUGGUUGCGUGGAGAUCAGGGGUGGUUGCGGCACGCAAACGACGAUUCACCCUAGCGUGCUGCAAGGGCUCGAGUGUUCAAGCCGUGGCUUGCGUGCAAAUUGGACCGAAAAAUGAAUCCGUGCGGAGUUUUCUGGCCCAAGAGGCGUGCAUGUCGGUGUGCCUCUUAAACGUCGACCCGUCAAGUCCUAAGUUUAAGGCUGGGGCUCACCUGUGUAGAGAGAUCAAGGACAUUGGGAAGUUGGAGAACAUGGCGGUAUCGUUCGAUCCGAUCAAAGAUAUUUACUCCGGGCGCUUUUAUGCUGCAACUCUCGCCAUGUAGAGGUGGGCGGAGGCACGAAAGAGCUUAUUUGGCCGCCCCACCCCACCCCCGCGUGGUACACCGGUGAAGUGCGGCGAUUCGACGGUUGGUCGAUCACCUCCCCCACACGUGGUGACGCUACGCGGGACACGGGGUUGUAUGUAGGGACGUGAAAUUGGUGCAAGCUGCCGCCACGGAUGGUUCCCCGGAUUCCUUCUGGUUCUUGUUUUUUGGCUUGAGAAAAAAGCCGUGCGUCAUAGGCGUGGGCAACAAGAGCAGCCAUUCGCAUUGAGCACAACCAGCGUUGGAUGGCUUGGCGAUAUAUGAAUGCACACAGGCCUGCUUAUCGCACGGCUUGCCCAUUGCUACCGGGCCAAACAUGUGUCCCGAUCGUGCUAGACGGCAACCGUCGUUGUGUAACGCCCGCGUUUUGUUAGUGAAAAGGGAUCCCGCGGCGGGUGAUAGAACCGCCGUGUGAUCCCACCCUUUUGAGCUUCUUGAGCUGUGUGCCAUAGUGCUCUUUGGACUGCUGUUGGUUGUGUACGUCUGUUGGGGUUCGCUUGCCUACAAGACGUUGGUUUUUCACCAGAGCAGGUAAAUCACACGUACAAUGUAGCUGUUUGGGUGUACUUUUUAAUCUGGGACUAGGGGGGGUAAUGGCCUGGCAGGCCUGGUGUCCUCGCAUGUGUAACUCGGAGUCGCAUGUGUAAAUCGGAGUUCGUGCGUCGCAUGACGUGUCUGGCAGAAGUAUCUGCCGUCUAGUGUUUUUUUUUUGGUCGAAUGUUCAAUGUACAUGAUGAGUUGUUGCUGGCGGUGUGUGGGUCAAUAGUCAGACGGGACGCUCCUGUCGAAACAUGUCACGUUGUGUGUCGGUAAUAGCCUGCGCGAAAUUUGUGUCUUGGGCGACGAGCAGCGUGGUGUAUGAUGUAGAGGGCGGUGGACAGAAGAGAGCAUGAACGAACUCAAGCGUUGUACCAUGCGCGAAGGGAUACGACGCGGGGUGCUUUAAGUGGUAGGGGCCGCCUCCGGCUGCCUAUUCACCGAACUGUUUCAAGUUUUGUUGUCAUCAUUGAAAGCAUGAAAUUCAGCCAAAAUUAUAAAAUUAUG
Messenger RNA from Ectocarpus siliculosus, 1926 nucleotides. The record is from the annotation of a GenBank genome assembly. Lineage: Eukaryota; Phaeophyceae; Ectocarpales; Ectocarpaceae.